This is a messenger RNA of Rotaria sp. Silwood2, 1284 nucleotides long. NCBI's taxonomy places the organism in Eukaryota, Metazoa, Rotifera, Eurotatoria, Philodinida, Philodinidae. The record is from the annotation of a GenBank genome assembly.
AUGUCAUUGAAAUGGGCCUUUUCUCGUUCACAUUCAACUUCAUCGACUAUUGAUCCAACACUUUUCGAACAAUUUAACCGAUUGCUCCUAUCAAAGAGUAAUGCCCAAGAAUCUCAUCAUUUACCGGCUGUGUUGGUGGAUUUGAAAGCCUUUGAUAGAAACGUGGCUCUUCUUCGUCAUCAAAUGUCUUCGCAUACAGGAACAACGAUACGUAUUGCCUCAAAAUCACUGCGUGUUCCUUUCUUAUUGCAACGUAUUCUAUCAUCUGGUCUGCCAUUUAAAGGGCUGAUGUGUUUCGCUGUGGAAGAAGCUCAAUUUUUAUCAAGCUUAGGCUUCGAUGAUUUCUUAAUUGCCUAUCCUUCACAGCAGCUAUCAGAUUAUGCAAUUCUGAAAGAUUUACACGAUCGUCAGAAGAAAACAGUGAGCAUUGUGGUCGAUCAUCCAACAUCGAUAAAGGAAUUGAAUCGUUUCAUGGAGGGAAUCAGUCGACCAUUUCCGAUUAUCUUAGAAUUCGAUGCCUCGUUCCGAGCCUUAGGUGGACGCGUUCAUAUAGGUGCACGUCGGAGUCCAAUACGAACCAUUGCUCAACUCAUUGAAAUGAUCGAAUUCAUUCAGCGAUUACCAUUUCUCCGCUUAGAAGGUUUCAUGGUCUAUGAAAGUCAUAUUGCUGGCAUAGGUGAUACAAACCCUAAUAAUUUCUGGUUGAAUCCAUUGAUUCGUUACGUCAAACGUAUUUCGAUAUCUCACAUUCAACAACUUAGACGAGAGAUGAGCCAACUCUGUUCCAAAUAUGGCUUGACCAUAUUGAAUGGAGGUGGAACCGGCAGUCUGAUGGCGGCUUUGGAGGAAAGCUCGGUUUUGACGGAAAUCACUGUCGGUUCUGGAUUUUUUCAACCUCAUCUAUUUGACCAUUAUCAGCAAAAUCAAGCAAUGCUCAAUCAAUUUGGUUCGACAUUUGUGCCAUCCUGUUACUUUGCUCUGCCUGUCGUGCGCGUAUCUGAUGAAGGAAAAUGGGUAACAUGUGCUGGUGGUGGAUAUGUUGCAUCCGGUCGACCAGGAUGGGAUAAAGUGCCAUUACCGGUCUUUCCUUUGGGUUUGACAUUGAAUGAUAGUGAAGGGCCAGGUGAAGUACAAACACCAUUAAGAAUUGAUCCGACUCGAAGAGAUGAAACGUUGAAGAUCUUCGAACAAAAUCGAACGGUUUAUUUUCGACAUGCCAAGGCUGGCGAGUUGGCUGAACGAUUCAUGUUUUUUUUUCAUAGUAGCCGAUGGACACAUUGUUGA